This is a messenger RNA of Anastrepha obliqua, 880 nucleotides long. It is a transcript of the gene Tsen2, whose product is annotated as tRNA-splicing endonuclease subunit Sen2. Gene Ontology annotation, molecular function: nucleic acid binding; tRNA-intron lyase activity. The record is from RefSeq and is a predicted model, not a curated record. Gene Ontology annotation, cellular component: tRNA-intron endonuclease complex. The transcript is spliced from 2 exons. Gene Ontology annotation, biological process: tRNA splicing, via endonucleolytic cleavage and ligation; tRNA-type intron splice site recognition and cleavage. Lineage: Eukaryota; Metazoa; Arthropoda; Insecta; Diptera; Tephritidae. Bases 153 to 863 code for a protein of 236 amino acids.
UUGUUUGGAUUUAAUUAUAGAAUUUCGGACUUCGCAUAAAAUAACUCGACAAAUUUAAUUACUAUUCCUAUUUAGAUAAUUCAUUCAGUCAUGAUAAGCGUGCAUUGUAUGGUGUCGUUUUGCUGCAAGUGCAUAUAUCAAGUGAAGUGAUCAUGCUUUUCACACCAAUUAUAAAACGAAAGAAAGAUAUUAACAAAAAAAAUGGCCAACCUUUUCCUGAUGGAUGUGUAGUAAAAGGAAUGUUUACCGGCAUUUCUGUUGAAGUAUACAGCUCCACAGGUAUUAAACUAUUGUACGAGAAUGGUUAUUAUGGAAAAGGCAGCAAAUCUAAAGGAGCGCCAAAUGUAGUCAGCAAAGACAACAUCGACGGUAACGAAUGCCUCACACUGGAAUUGGAAGAGUCGUGUUUUUUAUCGUAUUACGUUAGAGUUUUAUUUAUUCAUGAUUGGAAAGGCAGGGAAGUUCAGUGGCGACAGUUCGUUACUUUAGCAAAGGAAAUCAAUCCGAAUUUCUUGGAAUGCCUCGCUGCCUACCUGUAUCUAAAAGCUAAGGGAUGGGUAAUAAAAAGUGGAAUAAAAUUUGGUGGCAAUUUCUUGAUUUAUAAAAAAGGUCCGCGCUUUAACCACGCAAGCUUCAUUAUAUUUGUCCGACCUACACCUGAAACUAACAUUACAACAAUAGAUCUUAAAGGAAUUCAACGCAUCGCUGAAACGUCGGAUAAAGAUAUAUUGCUGUUAGAAAUCUCAAAACCAAAUGUCGUAACCCUCGGCACAAUUUUUGAUAUAAGACAAUUCAGAGUUUCAGAAACCAUAAUUCGUCGGUUCAACAGCACUUCAUAUGUACAAAGCUAUAAGUUAAAAUAAAUAUAAUUUACAUUUUU